AUGGACUUUGCAAUGGGUUGGAAUCGUUUCAACUUGACGUUACUCGGUGUGUGGCCAGAACCGAGAAAAGUAUCAAGAGGAUCACGAUUACUUUCCAGUAUAAUAUUCUGGUUUACGGCUAUUGUGACGUUUACUUUCAUUUGUGCACCACAAACAGCAAAUCUGAUACUGAAAUCGACCAAUUUCAACGAAAUAAUCGAAAAUUUAUCGAUUAAUAUACCGAUCGCCUUUGCAUUGAUCAAGCAGCUCGUUCUACGAUAUUAUAAGAAAGGUAAUAAUACCUAUACAUAUAUAUUUAUAUUUAUGUAUAUUUACAUAUACAUUUGUUCCCUAACGCUAUUACUCAGGCAAAUGUUCGACGACUGGACCGAGCCAAUCGCAAAUCAAGAUCGUCAAAUGAUGUUAAAGAACGCGCAAAUUAGUCGAAUGAUAUCCAUAGUCUGUUCCACUCUAACGUAUUUCAUGCUUCUCGCAUUUAUAUCGAUGCAAAUUUGGAGUAAUAUGCAAAGUGCGUCAGAAGCCGAUCUAGGAGGACUCCUUCAUCCAGCCACGUUCCCUUACGACACAAGCAAAAGUCCAAAUUUCGAGAUCACAUGGCUGGGACAGUUUAUAGGCACGAUGUUAGCCGGGAUAUCCUAUUCUUGCUUCGACACGUUCCUUGCGGUUCCUGUGAUACAUUUGUGCGGUCAAUUAACUGUUCUUAGAAUGGCACUCGAGGAUCUAGCUAACGCGACGAAGGAUGAUAAUUACGCAAGGUUCCAAGAACGAUUAGGAUUCAUUGUGAACAGGCACAAUCUGUUAUCUAGGUUGAGUACCGGUGUUGGACAAUCAGCAUACGAGUGCGAUUGGUACAAUUUACCACCGAAGAACGCCAUUUCAUUAAUUAUCGUAAUAUGUCGCGCGAGGGUAUCGUUUCAAAUAACAGCUGGAAAAUUCAGUCCCUUCUCUCUCGAACUCUUUAAUGCUAUUCUAAAAACGUCUGCCGGAUAUCUUUCAGUAUUGUUAGCCAUGAAAGAUUGACUGGUCGGAGAAAAGUAUCAUAAUCGUAUGGUUGAAAUAUAUUGGUUCUUGUAUAUGGGAGAAAAAAUAAAAAGAACACAGUAAACCGAACAUUUUAUAAAAUCAUGCUAUGUAUCGAAUAAAUAUUUUGGUAUCCGUUCAAAGGUUCAUAUUACGAUUCAUAUAGUUCCAUAAGAAUGCUUUUAUCCGAAGAAAUUGCACAAACAUUCGAAGAAUCUUUUGGUAAAACGAUCAAAACAUUGAAAUAUUCAUAAA
This is a messenger RNA of Bombus terrestris (buff-tailed bumblebee), 1275 nucleotides long. RefSeq lists its product as uncharacterized. The coding region runs from base 1 to 1020 and encodes 339 amino acids. The record is from RefSeq and is a predicted model, not a curated record. Gene Ontology annotation, cellular component: plasma membrane. Gene Ontology annotation, molecular function: olfactory receptor activity; odorant binding. Lineage: Eukaryota; Metazoa; Arthropoda; Insecta; Hymenoptera; Apidae. Gene Ontology annotation, biological process: detection of chemical stimulus involved in sensory perception of smell; sensory perception of smell. The transcript is spliced from 4 exons.